AUGCCAUCAACAACUUCUCAACCUACUUCAUCAAUCAGCUCCACAUGCUCAAGCAUCAUCAGUUCCGUCUUGGACAACAUCCUACCUACUGUCUCGGCUGAAUCAUCUAACCCCGAAGCAGAAAAGGAGGAGGAGACGGAGGAAGAGGAAGAAGAAGAAGAACCCGAAGACCCCGCACCUGCAAUUCGUGAUGAAUGUACUGAGACUAAAUGUGCUAAAUAUAAACAUCAUUUCGAUCAUUGUCAAGAAAAAGUAAAUGAAGGUAAAGGUGUAGAAGGUGAAGAUUGUGUAGAAGAAAUGUUUCAUUUGAUGCAUUGUGUUGAUGGAUGUGCUGUACCCAAAGUUUUCUCUAAACUUGUUUAA
This is a messenger RNA of Melampsora larici-populina 98AG31, 363 nucleotides long. RefSeq lists its product as uncharacterized. The coding region runs from base 1 to 363 and encodes 120 amino acids. The record is from RefSeq and is a predicted model, not a curated record. Lineage: Eukaryota; Fungi; Basidiomycota; Pucciniomycetes; Pucciniales; Melampsoraceae. The transcript has 4 exons. Gene Ontology annotation, biological process: mitochondrial electron transport, ubiquinol to cytochrome c.